AGUGAACGGUAGUUGAACUCGGCAUUUUACGCUGUGUCAUUGGAUUGGAUGUCUGACCAUCUAUUUAUUUUGGUGUAACAUAUUUGACCCAUCAGUCACAUUCACAUCAUGGUGCUGACAGACAUGAAAGUUGGACCUUGAUCGCAACUCAGGUUUGUAAUCGAUAACGAAAUCCAUUCAACUGCAGGUAGCGACGUCUGAACAUAGGCAUAUGCUGCAGAACAUUCAACUGCGGAUAGUCUAGUCUAGUGUACGAAGAUCUUUGCUCCACCAACCGCGUCUAGAAUUAGCCUGCAUCGUAAUUAACAAAUGGCCUUCCUGGAAUCAGUGACCAUGGCUCGUCAGCUGAAGCCAUUCAAGGUGUUGCCAUGGAUACUAUCACGUCAUGUUGCUCCCUCAACUUCAAGUCGUCAUGGAAGACUUGCAUCUACAGCCACCAGCGCACCAUCACCCAGCAUGUACAAGUUUGUGGUGGUUGGCGGUGGGUCGGGUGGUCUGGCCAUGGCCAGUAGUCUGUCUCGUAAACACGGCAAGGGACAAGUUGCAGUCAUUGAACCAAGCGAGGAACAUUUUUACCAGCCAAUGUGGACACUAGUGGGCGGCGGAAUCAAGAAAAAGGAGCAGUCCCGCGGCCUGACGAAGGACGUCAUGCCCAAAGCCUGCGACUGGAUCAAGGAAAAGGCUGUCGAGUUUGACCCUGAAAAUAACAGCGUCAAGACGUCAGGGGGCAAAGUGGUGCAGUAUGACUACCUAGUGGUCGCCAUGGGGCUGCAGUUAAACUUUGAUAAGCUGAAAGGUCUACCAGAGGCGCUGGAGAAUGAUCCGAUGGUUUGCUGCAACUACUCCUACAACACUGUCGACAAGACGUUCAAGGCCUUACAGAAUUUCAAGAGUGGCAACGCCAUAUUCACUAUCCCUAACACCCCGGUCAAGUGCGCUGGGGCUCCCCAGAAGAUCAUGUAUUUGACGGAGGAAUACUUCCGGCAGAACAACAAGCGUGACAAGGCCACCGUCAUGUACUGCUCGCCUCUGCCGUCGAUAUUCAGUGCUCCCAAGUACGCAGCUGUCAUGAUGGAAAUCUGCAAGAAGCGAGGCAUCCAGGUCAACCUUCGACAUAAUCUGGUGGAGAUCAAACCGCAGAGCAAAGAAGCUGUGUUUGCUAAGUUGGACACCGAACCGAACGAGACGAUUACCUUGCCUUAUGAAAUGCUGCAUGUGCCUCCUCCCAUGGGCCCACCUGAUAUCCUGAAGGCCAGCCCCCUCGCUGGACCAGCAGGGUUUCUUAGUGUCAACAAGGAAACAGGACAACACACCAAGUACCCUAACGUGUUUGGUAUCGGUGACUGCACUGACUUCCCCACCUCAAAGACCGCAGCUGCAGCAGCUGCUCAAAGUGGUGUUUUGAAGAAAACAAUAAAUGCUGUUGUCAAUGGCUUAACCCCAGUCGCAAAGUACGAUGGCUACACAUCGUGUCCUCUGAUCACCGGACGUAGAAGCUGUGUCCUGGCCGAGUUUGACUACAACCUGGAGCCACUGGAGACCUUCCCCUUUGAUCAAAGCAAAGAGAGGCGAAGCAUGUACCACAUGAAGGCCGACUUCAUGCCAACCAUGUACUGGCAUGCUUUUGUGAAGGGAUUGUGGACUGGCCCUGCCCUGUACAGGAAGAUUAUGCAUCUUGGUUUCUCAAGGUAAAUCCUGGACUGAUGUCUGGAGGCAUAUCAACUUCUGUUGCUACAUGUAUAUCCCACUGAAUUGUAUUUUAAAAAACAGAGAAGAAAAAUUUACUUAAUUUCAUUUUUCACAAAUGUGGAUUUUGUUUUUUAUAUGUAUACACAGAAAAGUUAUCCAUUUACCAUGUUCUUCGUAGUAUGUUUUGUUUGCUUUUGGGGUUUUGUUUAUGAUAUUUUUCUGUUCUGUUUUUUUUUGGACAAUUUCAAAUACAUUUUUCAAGUAGAAUUUUUAGCAAAACGAAGUUUGGUAGAGCAUUUUUACUACUGAAGGCAAUAAAUCUUAAUACCAUUUGAUAUUUAAUUCUGUCACAUGUACCAAAGAUGUCAACUCCCUUUAUCACACGUUAAAUGGAAGUACUUGAGUAUACUGUAUAAUAUUGGCCUUCAUAAUUAAAACAAAAAAAACCAGGUAUACUGUAUAAUAUUGGCCUUAUACAAUACUGUAUAAUAUUGGCCUUCAUAAUUAAAACAUGCAUAAAUUAUUCAGGGAGGCUUGAAUGGUUAGGUCAUUAAAGCUGGUACAUGUGUACCCAUGUGCUGCUAGAAUAUUCCAUUAUUUUCUCCCUGCAUUUAGUAAUGAGCAACUAUAUGCACAUUAUUGCUCAUCAUAAGAUUUUGUUUUCAUUGUGUGCUGCACAGGAAGAUAUUUUUCUGUAGGAAUUCUGAGUUGGAGGCUUCUAACACAAAAUAUGAAACUUAAUAAAUCUGUGCCUAAUAGUUGUGUGUGAUGUCACAAAUUUGGCAGCCCAUAUACACGCCAUAGCUUAUAUAAUGUUAGAAAAUAAUUUGAUUUUAAAGGGGUGCUAAUCCCACAAAAAUACGAGCAUACAUAUUUAGAUGAAGGUUUGUGUGUACUUAUGCUCAAUAUACAGUCCAUUUCAUUAAUGUGUGCAAAAAUACAGCGCUUUCCUCCAAAGCUAGGUCUCAAAGCGCUUCACGGUUAUUACCCCUGUUCAUCAGGCCACUAGACCACUUUUCUGCAGCAGAGAUCAGCACAAUCUGGGCUUUACCCUCACACCCAUUUAUACUCCUGGGUGGAGAGAGGCAAUUGUAGUAAAGUGUCUUGCCCUAGGACACAAGCACCAUGUUCCCCAUCGGGCUUCGAACCCAUGCACCAUGGCACGUGGGUUGAACACCUUAACCACUAAACCACAGUGCUCCACAUUACUUCAGAAGUUUAGAUGCCGCACUUACAUCAUGUACAAAUUGUAUCAAACUUACAUUCCUUUACCUAAACAAUUUACAAAAAAUUGGAACAGUUUUUAAGAACAAAAGAUGAGAAAUAUGACACAAGUAUUUCCUUUAUGAUUGUAGUCAUUAAAGUCUGUUCGACAGACUGACAGAAUAUGAAAGAGGUUUUUAAGACACACCCUUUUUGAGGUGAAAGAUAAUUCUGCUUUUGUAAAUUUAUUUUUCUUGUUUUUUUCUGGAAGGGUUUUUUGAGCCAAAAGUAUUUUUGUAAUUUCUGAAGUUCUUCUUAUUUUGUAAGGGUACAUAUUGACUGUGAAAUGAAUGGCUAGUGCAAACAUGGCAAAAUGUUCAGCUUUUUAGACAUUGGCGUGCACAUGUACUUACCAUAUCUCCUUUGUUUCAUUUCUUUGCAAGCUCCAAAAAUAUCUGUGCCUUAUAUACUUUACUGUAAGCAUUUUACUGGAGCUGUUCGAUGCAUACUUUGUCUUAAGCAAUUGGUCAUAAAUAUAGAGUCUUACUGCAUUGUUUAUCUUGAAAUGCAUGAGUCAUUCUGCAUAUAUGUGUUCUUUAGUUGAGGAAAUGAAGUUUUUGUUUUUUGUUCAUCAAUCUGCUAUGCUGCAAUUAGAAUUGAAUGCUUUUCAUAUACCUUUGUUAUCAAAUUAAAAAAAUCUAUAUCCUAGUACUACUUUUGCAUGGUUGUAAUAAUAGUGGGCUGACAUUUUUACGAAGAAAACUAGUAAAUUAUGCACAAAUUAUGCCAACAAUUUUGCACAAAUUAUGCCCAUUUCUGUGAUUUGAAAAAACUCUGAAAUUCUGUAAUUGCAAAGGGAAUAUAUGAAGAUUAAUGCUAUUGUAGUCUGUGUUUGUAAUUUUCUAUAUAAAAAAUCAGUGUUUUUGUAUGUCAACUUGUAGCUUUGAAAUUAGAUCUCAUUCAUUUGAUGAAUGAAGAUAAUGAAAUUUUUGAAAUUAUACAUUAUUGUUCUCAGAUAUUCCUGACUUUUUCUAAAAAUUUAUAUAGACAGUUAGUUAUUCCUGCUAGAUUAUCUGACUUGCAUAUCUAGGAGUGAUACAUAGAACGGCAAAUAUUUGAAAAUUAGCUCUUUUUGUUUUUUGUAUUAGAAUCUUAAAGCGAACCAUAUUUUUGAAGAAACUGAUGAAUUUAUUUUUAUUACCUGUAAGUAUUGAAAUGUUAAUGCCUUUUGAUGACAAAAAGAAUAAACCAAACCAAAUGUGCUGAUGAGUAAUCA
Molecule: messenger RNA, 4168 nt
Organism: Patiria miniata (bat star)
Lineage: Eukaryota; Metazoa; Echinodermata; Asteroidea; Valvatida; Asterinidae
Product: sulfide:quinone oxidoreductase, mitochondrial-like
Exons: 9
Coding region: 310-1692 (460 amino acids)
Cellular component (GO): mitochondrion
Molecular function (GO): sulfide:quinone oxidoreductase activity; FAD binding
Source: RefSeq, a predicted model, not a curated record